AUGAGAGCACCUAUUCCGGGGCUUCCUUUCAAGCUUUAUUUGGCUGCAACAAACACAGCGGUGGGGUCCUUGCUUGCUCAAGAUAAUCAUGACGGGGAAGAAAGUCUCAUUUAUUACGUAAGUAGGCAACUAAGGGGAGCUGAAGUGAGAUAUCCGAAGACUGAACUCUUGUGCCUUGCUCUUGUCUAUGCUGCACAGCGCUUGCGGCAUUACUUCUUUGCUCACAAGCUACAUCUCAUAGUCAAGUCUGAUCCCGUAAGAUAUUUGCUUACAAGGCCGAUGUUAUCCGGACGCCUUGCACGAUGGCUGCUGCAACUAUCCGAGUUUGAUAUCACCUGCACCACCCCAAAAGCCAUCAAAGGGCAAUCCGUGAUUGACAUGUUGCCUCUAUUUCCCGAAGUUGAAGAAUUAACAAUCUCUAAGGAAGUUCUGCGGGAGCUGCCAGAGAUGGUUGCUGUAGUCACAGAGGUGGGACCAUGGACCCUCUACUUCGAUGGGUCUUCUACAUUGAAGGGUGGAGGGGCAAGUGUGGUGCUUGUCAAUCCCGAGGGGCAAGCCACGGCCCUCUCAUUUAAACUAAAUUUUCCAUGCACAAAUAAUACGGCGGAGUACGAAGCUUUUAUUGCAGGGAUGUCUAUAGCAAGGGAAAUGGGUAUCGAAAGAAUUAAAAUGGGUGUCUACAGCAAACUUGGUGCUGAGUCAAUUGCAAGGAAAUUUCGCUAUGAAGGAACCAGCAUUGGCGCCAUAUCGCUCUCAUUUGUUGAAGAACAGCCCAAUAUUACAGUAAUCAAGAAGGACACGCCGGUUGUUGAAGCAAUGGCUCAAGAGGAGCAGCUGGAAGAGGAUGACUGGAGGAAGCUUGUGAAAGAAAAAAUAGGCAAAGGAAACGACAUCAAAGAAUUGAAGGAUUAUGCGAUCAUUUUUGGGGAACUGUACAGACGCCUUCCAGGAGGUAUUUUGACCCGCUGCAUAGGGACAACAGAAGCGCAGGAGAAGCUCCAAGAGGUACAUGAGGUUACUUGCAAUUUGGAGCCAAUAAUUAGCUUGUAUCGGCACCUGCAGCACAAGGGUUAUUAUUGGCCAGAAAUGAGGAAACAAGCAGCUGAAAUGCAAGCCAAUUGUCCCAAGUGUGCAAAGAUACCCUCCACCGAGGAAUCAUUCACCAGCUCGUUUCCGGAGGAUUGGAGGGCUCCAUACUUGGCAUCCUUCAUCAAUGGAGUCUUGCCAACCAAUCCCAAGCAUGCACGCAAGCUCAAAAGGACAAUGAAAAGAUACUUCAUAGAUGGGUCAACUCUUUAUCGCAAGGGGUUUAAUGGUGAGCCAUUAAAAUGCUUGGGAAAGUCAGAAGCACAGCAAGUCAUGGAAGAGAUUCAUGCUGGAGAAUGUGGUGAGCACCAAGGAAUGAAGAGGCUUUACCGGCAGCUGCUGAGUGUUGGGUAUUAUUGGCAUACAAUGAAGAAUGAUGCAUACAAAUUUGUGAAGAGGUGCCACACAUGCCAAGUUCAUGCCAACUUAAGUCACAAGCCUCCCACACUGCUGCAGGAUAUGCGCACUCCUUGGCCCUUUCAUACUUGGAGGCUUGACUUGAUCGGAACUAUCCAUCCAUUAUCUGACGGCUACAUAUGGAUCAUCACAGCCACUGAAUAUUUCACAAAGUGGGUUGAGGCGAUUCCUCUGCGGAAGGCCAUGGGGGCUGCCGUUGCCAAUUUCAUCCGUGAAUAUAUCGUAUGUAGAUUUGGGAUCCCGUAUAAGAUUGUCACCGACAAUGGCACCCCGUUUGUUAAUAAGCAAGUAAGCUCGACGCUUAGUGGUUAUGGCAUCAAGCAUCGUCGCUCCACGCCCUAUUACCCACAAGGAAAUGGUCAAGCGGAAACCACGAACAAGACUUUAUUAAGAAUCCUAAGCAAAAUGGUUUAUGAGUAUGAAGGAGGUUGGAGUGUUCACCUGCCGGAUGCUUUAUGGGCCUACCGCACCUCUUCAAGAAGUGCCACAGGUUUCUCGCCCUAUUCGCUUGUGUAUAGGUCCGAUGCCAUUUCACCAGUAGAGAUCACCAUCCCCACUGCCAGAAUAGCAGCUGUUAACGACCUCGAAUGGGAUACAAAGUCAUGCUCGGAAUGGCGCAUGCUGGACCUUGAAGAAGAGUAG
Molecule: messenger RNA, 2145 nt
Organism: Prunus mume (Japanese apricot)
Lineage: Eukaryota; Viridiplantae; Streptophyta; Magnoliopsida; Rosales; Rosaceae
Source: RefSeq, a predicted model, not a curated record